GCAUCGGCCAGCCUCUCCUCCCAGGACAGGUCGUCGGUCCAGGCCGCUUUCUUCUGCCGUCUUCGCCUUCGUUUCUGUGACCCCGACCCGGCUCUCCCUUCGUCAGCCGGACUAACGCUAGUUGAAAACAGCACGGAGGAUCUCCUCGGAUAAAAUAUAUUUGGUCUGACAGCCAUGACUGACCUGCAGCAUUUCGCUGUUAAAAACAUGUUUCCGAGAAAUAUGCGAGACUAUGAAACAUUGAAAAUACAACAUUCACAAUAAGAACUGCAUCAGACUCUUAGAAGCUUGAAAAACAUGCUUCAGAUCCACAGCAACUUCUUGUUUGAAAGUCACCUUUUGGCGCUUUUCACGCCACCUACCGGACUGGAGUGUGAACGAUGGGCAAAAAGGGAAAACAGCGCGCGUGUUACUUCUGACCUGUUGGAGUCAUUAGCGCAGAAUGGGAAGCCUCCAGACGAGAACGGCAGUGCUGUAAACGGAGGUGGACCCGGCCUGAGACACCGCGGCGAGAGAGACGGAGCUAAUGCGUCUCAGGGCCCCUCGGAGUCCGAUAAAUCUUACACAGCAGAGCAGCUGGAGGCGGUCAGAAAGAUUAAGAGCUGUAAAGAUUACUAUCAAAUUCUGGGAGUGGAAAAGUCAGCUUCUGAGGAGGACCUUAAGAAGGCCUACAGGAAGCUCGCCCUGAAAUUUCACCCAGAUAAAAAUCACGCCUGGCAUGGGGAGGAGCAAACACAACCAAGCAGACACAGACAUCAUCACGAUUUUGAAGCAGACAUUUCUCCUGAGGACCUUUUUAACAUGUUCUUUGGUGGAGGCUUCCCAACAAGUAACGUCCAUGUUUACAGGAAUGGAAGAAUGCAUUUUGCACACCAGAAUAGACAAGAAAGAAGAGAACAGCAGAGAGAUGGCGGCUUCGCUCUGCUGGUCCAGCUCAUGCCCAUCUUAAUUCUCAUCGUUGUUUCUGCUCUCAGCCAGUUGAUGGUCACGCAGCCUCCGUACAGCCUUAGCUAUCGUCCAUCAGCCGGACAUAUUCACAAAAGACAUACGUCACACCUAAAGGUGCCUUUCUUUGUGGGGGACCGUUUCAAUGAAGAAUUUACAGGCAAUAACCUGAAGACUGUUGAAAGAAGUGUAGAAGAAGACUAUAUCUCUAACCUAAGAAACAACUGCUGGAAGGAGAAGCAGCAGAAGGAAGGCUUGCUGUAUCGUGCUCGUUACUUUGGGGACUCAGAGUUGUACCAAAGGGCCCAGAGAAUGGGGACCCCUAGCUGUUCCAGACUAUCUGAGAUUCAGGUCAUACUGGAUGGCUAGGAGAGACUUGCACACACAUGGUUCAUCGGUACUUGAAUCUACUGGGAAGAAAUGAGUCUGAGCCCACUCUAAUUGGAGCAUAUUUCUGCAGCGAACCAAGAGAAUCUAAACAAGCCUUACACUCAGUGUGCAGAGACCCCUCUUUUAGGGGCCUCCAUGCCACUCCAUCCACUUCCUGUAGAGCUGCGAGAAGCUUCGAGCUGCCUGCUGACAUUUUCUUCCUCUCCUCUCUCAAACAGUGGUGAGAGUCCGAUGGGCAUCAUGGCGGAAAUUGAGCGUGCUGUUAUCUGUUUGAAUGAUAAAGAAGGGUGCUGAGAUUAGCUUCCUCUAUCCUGAUCUUUUUAUUUUUCCUGGAGAAACCUGAAGGCCUUUCUUCACAGAUAAGACAGUCUGAGCCACUCGUGAGGAAUAAAAAGUUUUUGUCAUUUUUAUAGUUCUUACCGAUGUAAAUACUCAUUUUACUUAACAGUGCAGGGGAUGGUAGUCAUUUACAAAACUGUUUUGUGAAUUUGCUUGUAGCCUGUUGGAUCAUAACUAGUAACAAUUGUUGCACAAAUAAAAGGAAAGCAUAUUUAUUAAAUUAACAACCUAAAAUUCUAUACAUUUAUUUGAAUAAAAGUUGUCCAAUGAUU
Messenger RNA from Gambusia affinis (western mosquitofish), 1946 nucleotides. It is a transcript of the gene dnajb12a, whose product is annotated as DnaJ heat shock protein family (Hsp40) member B12a. The record is from RefSeq and is a predicted model, not a curated record. Gene Ontology annotation, cellular component: endoplasmic reticulum membrane. Bases 298 to 1314 code for a protein of 338 amino acids. Gene Ontology annotation, biological process: cellular response to misfolded protein. The transcript has 8 exons. Gene Ontology annotation, molecular function: Hsp70 protein binding. Lineage: Eukaryota; Metazoa; Chordata; Actinopteri; Cyprinodontiformes; Poeciliidae.